Plasmodium inui San Antonio 1 is the source of this 357-nucleotide messenger RNA. RefSeq lists its product as hypothetical. The record is from RefSeq and is a predicted model, not a curated record. The transcript has a single exon. Lineage: Eukaryota; Apicomplexa; Aconoidasida; Haemosporida; Plasmodiidae. The coding region runs from base 1 to 357 and encodes 118 amino acids.
AUGAGUCCGAAAAAGCAAAUUAGAACUAUCUCUUCCAAAAAGCCUAGGAAGCCAAGGAAUUCCCAAACGAGAAGUCGACUCCCAAAACUAACAAAGAAUGAGUUCAGCACUAUGAUGUGUAUCCAAGUAACGAAAGGGGGUCUUCGACUCAAAGAACCAGAGAUUACCUUCCCUUUCCCAAUGUGGCUGGAUAAAAGAAAACAAGAAAAAGUAUCUGACCAAGCCACAGAAAAUCAGAUCUCCCCCUCGAAGAUUAGUGAAAAUAGAUGUCAAGAAGAAAGUGAGAAAAAAAAGAGUAAUGAAUCCGUCAAUUUCUCUGAUGGGAAAAAUUUGACAAGAAUUGGUUACUGCCUCUAG